AUGCACAAUCCAUAUGUGGUGGCUGUACAAGGAUACGGUACAGGCCUUCAUGCUCCUGGAGAGACUGGAGGGGACCUAAGCCUUCUGAAAGCUGCACACAAUAUGAUCAAGGCUCACGCUCGAGCUUGGCACAAUUACGACACAUAUUUCCGUCCACAUCAGAUGGGGAAGGUGUCUGUAGUUCUGGGUUCCCACUGGGUUGAACCCCAAAGAGCCACAGAGGCAAACAUCAACCUCUGCCAAGAGUCUAUGGAGGCUGUUCUGGGCUGGUUUGCCAAUCCUAUAUUUGUUGACGGUGAUUAUCCACUAUCCCUGAAGUCAAAGCACGGUGCUGCUCUUCCUGCCUUCACUGAUGAAGAGAAGCUGUGGGUGAGGAACACUGCCGACUUUUUUGCUUUAUCCUUUGGCCCAAACGAUAUGAGUUUGGGACAGACCUUGGCCCAGUACGGACAGACCCUAUCUCUGGACUUGAGGAGGGUCUUGACAUGGAUCAAACUGCAGUAUGACGACCCCCCAGUGCUGGUGGCUGAAGCCGGCUGGUUCUCUGUCGCCAGUGAAACUACAGAGAACACUGUGGCUUUAUAUCUGAUCAAGAGAUUUGUCAACCAGGUCUUACAAGCCAUUAGAUUUGACAGAGUGCGGGUGAUUGGCUACACAGCGUGGUCGCUGCUGGAUGGAUUUGAAUGGAACCAUGGAUAUGCUCGAAGAAGGGGUCUUUUCUAUGUGGACUUCUCUCAUCCCAAACGGAACAGGAGCCCCAAAACAUCUGCUCUCUAUUACAGAGAUAUUAUUACAAAAAAUGGAUUCCCUGAUGAUAAAACCUCUCAAGAGAUAAAAGGGCUUUUUCCCUGUGAGUUUCAUUGGGGAAUUGCUGACCCAACUUUACAAGUCCGCUUCCAUCCCUUCUCUCCUCAGUUCACUGACCCGCGGCUGUACAUGUGGAACGUGUCCGGAGAUGGGACCCUGCGCGCUGUCCCCGGAGUGACGCUCCAAACUAGACCCUCCCAGUGCACCGAGUAUUUAGCCAUUCGCAAUCAUCUCCGUCUGUUUGCGUCGACUGGAGCGUCUCAUUAUAGAUUUGCUCUGAACUGGUCUCUGGUUUUACCUCAAGGCGACCUGUCAAAUGUGAACGCAGACGCACUAAGGUAUUACCGCUGCAUGCUGUCUGAACUUACAAAGAUGCACAUAAAGGCUGUUGUGGUCCUCUACUACCCAUCAAACACACCUCCAAACUGGGGCCUCCCUGCUCCUCUGCAGGCCUCUGGGGGCUGGCUCAACCACAGCACCGUGGAGGCUUUUCGAGACUAUGCUUCACUAUGUUUUAAAGAGUUGGAAACGGAGAAGAGUGAACUUAAAGGAGCGCUGGGUUUUAUCGCGCUGAACCACUUUACCACACGUUUAGUCGUGCCUUUCUCUUCAAAGCUGCUCAAACCGGCGCCGGAUCACAACUGCGGGACCUUAUUUGAUCCUACUUGGGUCACAUCAAAGCUGGGGCAGGCUGUUGUCCCAUGGGGGUUGAGGAGGGUUUUGAACUGGGUGACCAAACGAUACGGAAGGAGGUUGCCCAUCAUCGUCACGGCCAGUGGGAUAGAUGACCCGGCUGCGGUAGAUGAUAAACUCAGACAAAACUAUGUAAAGAGCUACUUACAGGAGGCUCUCAAAGCUCAUCAAGUAGAUGGAGUAAACCUUCAGGGCUUUUACGUGUGGAGGUUGGAGGAUGGACUAACUCCAUUUGGGCUGUUCACUUCUGCCUCUCAUCAGUCCAAAGCCAAAGUCUCUGUCUCUGUUUAUAGAGACAUUAUAUCCAAAAGAGGAAAGAAGAACAACAACCCCGCACACCCAGAUUACACUCCGUCCAUUUUCCCACAAGCAGUGCUGAAGGAAUUGACUAAGAGUACCACACUUGAUCGCUUCAAGAGAGCACAGAAAAGAAAAGCACCAUCCACUACUCUAGUAUCACGAAAGGAAAGGAAGGCUCGGGUAAAGCGUUCACCAGGUCCAGCGAGGCCCCAAACCCGCUCCGCAGCUCGGGGAACCAUGGCCAAUAUCGCAGUCCAGAGGAUAAAACGGGAAUUCAAAGAAGUCCUCAAAAGUGAAGAGACGAGUAAAAACCAGAUCAAAGUGGAUCUGGUAGACGAGAAUUUCACAGAACUCAAAGGAGAAAUAGCAGGGCCUCCUGACACACCUUAUGAAGGAGGGAGAUUUCAACUUGAAAUUAAAAUUCCAGAAACAUAUCCUUUUAAUCCGCCAAAGGUGCGGUUUAUCACAAAUAUUUGGCAUCCCAAUAUCAGUUCAGUUACAGGCGCAAUAUGUCUGGACAUCCUCAAAGAUCAGUGGGCAGCAGCAAUGACACUAAGGACAGUCCUCCUGUCGCUACAAGCUUUGAUGGCAGCUGCGGAGCCAGACGAUCCUCAAGAUGCGGUGGUAGCAAACCAGUAUAAGCAGAACCCAGAAAUGUUUAAACAAACCGCAAGGCUUUGGUCUCACGUCUACGCUGGCGCUCCUGUCUCCAGUCCGGAGUAUACUUGCAAAAUAGACAAACUGUGUGCCAUGGGUUUUGAUAAAAAUAAAGUGAUUGUGGCAUUAUCUUCAAAGUCCUGGGACGAGGAGACGGCAACAGAGCUGCUGCUUAACUGA
Knipowitschia caucasica is the source of this 2637-nucleotide messenger RNA. NCBI's taxonomy places the organism in Eukaryota, Metazoa, Chordata, Actinopteri, Gobiiformes, Gobiidae. The record is from the annotation of a GenBank genome assembly.